Molecule: messenger RNA, 1324 nt
Organism: Telopea speciosissima
Lineage: Eukaryota; Viridiplantae; Streptophyta; Magnoliopsida; Proteales; Proteaceae
Product: zinc-finger homeodomain protein 4-like
Exons: 2
Coding region: 214-1083 (289 amino acids)
Biological process (GO): regulation of developmental process; regulation of DNA-templated transcription
Cellular component (GO): nucleus
Molecular function (GO): transcription cis-regulatory region binding; DNA-binding transcription factor activity
Source: RefSeq, a predicted model, not a curated record
UCUGUAGUGGGUCAUUACAGAGGGGAGAAGAAAUGGAAAGCAAGAAGGGGGGACAUUCCUGAAGACAAGUCUCAAGAAUCCCAGACCAAAAACAAGUUCUACCCUUAAUCAUUCUGGCCUCUAAUUGUCUUCUUCUUCCUUUGUUCUUUCUUUCUUUUGGUCUCCAAACAAACAAACACACACACAGAGAGAGAGAGAGAGUGAGAGUAAGAGAUGGAUCUUUCAGGUCAAGAAGAAGAAAUCCCAAUUCCAAUAACCAGCACUUAUGCUGGGGGACAUGGACACAUGAUCCAUCAUGAACCCACUCCUCCACACAACCACAUUAUCCCUUCUUCAUCAUCACCACAGCCUCCGUCUAAUGGACCCAUAACCCCAGCCCUAGAGGAUCACAUGCCUUACAAGAAAGUGUUGAUCAGGUACAGGGAAUGCCUCAAGAACCAUGCAGCAGCCAUGGGAGGGAAUGCCACAGAUGGGUGUGGAGAGUUCAUGCCCAGUGGAGAAGAGGGUACCCUUGAAGCCCUCAAGUGUUCAGCUUGCAACUGUCACAGGAACUUCCAUAGGAAAGAGAUUGAAGGUGAGUCCUCCUCUUGUGACUGCUACCACCACCCACAUCUCAACAGGGUAGGAAUGGGAUUGGGAAGGAAGCUCAUUCUUGGUCCAAACCCACACAAGGUUGGUGGUAUGUUAGGCCCUGCUGAGGCCUUGGGUUAUCACACUGGAGCUUUCAUGCACUCAUCUAGAGCAGCACAAGCUCCAUUAUCUCACCAUCAAAUGAUAAUGUCUUACAACUUGGCUGGGGGUUCACUCCCUUCAGAGUCUGAUGAGCAAGAAGGUGGUGGUGGAAUUGUCCCAAGGCCACCACAGCUAGUGGAGAAGAGGUUCAGAACCAAGUUCACUCAAGAACAGAAAGAGAAGAUGCUCAGCUUUGCAGAAAAAGUAGGGUGGAGGAUGCAGAAGCAAGAGGAGUCGGUGGUGCAGCAAUUCUGCCAAGAGAUUGGUGUCAAGAGGAGAGUCCUUAAGGUGUGGAUGCAUAACAACAAACACAACUUGGCCAAGAAGAAUGCAGCAGCAGCAGUAUCUUGAAAACUACUCUACUUUUUUCUCUCCAAUCUUCCAUCUCCCUUAUUUGACUAUUGUUCCCUCCCCCCUUGUUCUUUAGGAUUCUCUUUACUUAUAUAUUAUUGUGGCAAUGUAAUGUGGUUUAGGUAGAGUUGGUCUGGCAGAGUUUGAGUUUGAGGGUUGAGUGGUUGACAUCCAUGCAUGUUUGUUUUUCCACAAUAGAUUUAAUUGGUUAUCUAAGUUCUAAUCUAAUCCUUAGCCAAUA